Molecule: messenger RNA, 1629 nt
Organism: Apiotrichum porosum
Lineage: Eukaryota; Fungi; Basidiomycota; Tremellomycetes; Trichosporonales; Trichosporonaceae
Gene: CLP1
Product: Cleavage polyadenylation factor subunit clp1
Exons: 5
Coding region: 1-1629 (542 amino acids)
Biological process (GO): tRNA splicing, via endonucleolytic cleavage and ligation
Cellular component (GO): mRNA cleavage factor complex; nucleus
Molecular function (GO): polynucleotide 5'-hydroxyl-kinase activity; ATP hydrolysis activity
Source: RefSeq, a predicted model, not a curated record
AUGACUGACGACGACCUUGAGCAAAUUAUCCUCCCCCUCGAGUCGGGAAGUGAAUGGCGUUUCGAGCUGGAAGGAGACGAGAACAUUGCACUGAGGGUCCACUCCACCGACCCGGUCUACCUCAACGGCGAGGAACUCCCUCCGACAACAUGGUACCCGAUCCACCGGUAUACAAAGGGUGCCAUCUACUCGCCUACCGAGGGCAAGCUUGAACUGUCCUCGCUCCCCGCGUCGCAGUACACUUCCACCAGCACCACUCAGCUCCACCUCCACUCACUUCACCUUGCGCUUGAGCGUCUUCGCAUCCUCGCCCGCCGCGCAGGCAAUGUCACUGUUGAGCCUGGACCUUUCAGUGGCCCUUCUCCUGCGGUCACAAACCCCGCCGCACGCGGACCCCGCGUCAUGGUCCUUGGCCCACCAAGCAGCGGCAAGACGACCGUGGUCAAGAACCUCGUCAACAUGGCUCUGGGUAGUGGAGUGGGGUGGAAUGUCGGUGUGGCGGGUCUGGACCCAUCAAGUCCUUCCAACCUCAUCCCCGGAACUCUCUCGCUCUCUUCCCCAGCACACCCUAUCCCGACCCACCAUGUUGCGCACCCUCUUGGCUCUCCACCCGCCUCCCUGCCGAGCAACACCCUCUCGGCGGAUGUCCCCACCCUUGGAUGGUGGUACGGCCAGCUCGAGCCCACCACCCGCGGUGUGCCAAUCUGGAGCAAGAUUGUGACUGCGAUGGGAGACGUAUGGUCUGAGCGAUGGCGCAAGGACCCGCUCCUCGCCGCGUCGGGCCUGUUUGUCGACGCUCCCUCUGGCUUCGCCAACCCCCUCCUGGGACAGACCAAGGACGACCGCUCACGAUACCCUCUCCUCACCCAGGCCAUUGACGCUUUUGACAUCGACCUCGUUAUCGUUAUUGGCCUUGAAAAGCUCACGAUCGAACUCCAGCGCAUCCUCGCCUCGCGCGGCACCAAGGUCAUCCAGCUCCCCAAGUCGGGCGGCGUAGUCGACCUCGACGACACGUACCGCGAGAUUGCGCACGCCCAGCAGGUCCGUUCGUACUUUUACGGCGAGCCCGCGCUGCCCGCCAACCUCUCGCGUCUUGUGGGGCGUACAGUGCCCCUCGGCCUGCAGCUGUCGCCGUACAGCUUCCAGAUUGGCUGGGACACGCUCCACGUCCUCCGCGUGGGUGAGGGCAGCGCCGCGCCGUCCAGUGCCCUCCCGCUCGGCAGCUCGCACAUUCUGUCGCCGACCCGCCUCAGCCGCGUGGAUCCCGGCGGACCCGCGCACGUCGUCCGCCUGCUCAACAUGGUCCUUGCCAUUGUGGCCAUUACGCCCGAGGACCGCAUUGCUCCCGUGGCUACCGACGAGGUCAAGGAAGAGGUCAAGGAGGAAGCCGAGGGCGGUGGCGGCGGUGGAGACGAGGACGAGCCUGAUGCCGUGGCUGGUAAAGUGGAGCUGGACGAGGACGAGGUGCCGUUCCGCGAGGAGAUUGGAUGGCGCGAGGUCCUGGGCUUUGUGGUGAUCACGGGCAUUGACGCUCUGAAGCGUAAAUACACCGUCCUGUCGCCUAGCCCCGGAAAGCUGCCCUCCACUGUCGCCAUUGCGGGUGCCAUUGAGUGGGUGGACUCGGCGUAG